Colletotrichum navitas is the source of this 1176-nucleotide messenger RNA. RefSeq names its product family 16 glycosyl hydrolase. Bases 1 to 855 code for a protein of 284 amino acids. Lineage: Eukaryota; Fungi; Ascomycota; Sordariomycetes; Glomerellales; Glomerellaceae. The record is from RefSeq and is a predicted model, not a curated record. Gene Ontology annotation, biological process: carbohydrate metabolic process. The transcript is spliced from 2 exons. Gene Ontology annotation, molecular function: hydrolase activity, hydrolyzing O-glycosyl compounds.
AUGCAUCCCAAGUCCCUCCUUUCCACCCUCCUCGUCCUUCUCCCGGCCGCCUCGGCCUGGGACUCCCCCAACUACUCGGGCUUCACCCGGCUCUGGCAGGACACCUUUGCCGGGGCCGCCGCCUCGGGCGUCAACGAGGCCAACUGGCAGAUCGUUACCAACAUCAACGUCAACAACGAGAUUCAGCAAUACACGACGUCGCGCAACAACCUGCAGAUCUCGGGCGGCGAAACCGUCCAGAUCAUCCCCCAGAAGGACGCCAGCGGGCGCUGGACCUCGGGCCGCAUCGAGUCCAAGUACACCUUCACCCCGGCCGCCGGCCGCGUCACCAUCGCCGAGGGCCUGAUCCGCUUCGGCGACACCCCCAUCGCCAACAAGAAGGGCAUCUGGCCCGCCUUCUGGAUCCUGGGCGACGCCCUCCGCAAUGGAGUUAGCUGGCCCCGCUGCGGCGAGCUUGACAUCCUCGAGACCGUCAACGGCCAGCUGACAGGCUACGGCACCGUCCACUGCGACACCUACCCCAACGGAGCCUGCAACGAGCCCAACGGCAUCGGCGGCACGACAGCCAUCCCGGACCAGGGAUGGCACACCUGGCGCAUGCAAUGGGACCGCCGCUCCAACAACUGGCAGACCGAGACCAUCACCUGGUUCCGCGACGGGCAGCAGUUCCACCAGAUCAGCGGCGCGAGGAUCGGCAGCGAGGGUAUCUGGAACUCGCUGGCCCACGCCCCCCUGUACUUUAUCCUGAAUGUCGCCGUUGGCGGUAACUGGCCCGGCAACCCAGACGGCUCUACCGUCGGCGGAUGGGGCAGCUUGAUGGAGACCGCCUACGUCGCCGUCUACCAGUCUCAGUAGGCACCAGAGCCCUCCAGGUCUCUUUUUUCUUUUUUCAACCACCCCCGCUGGACCUCUGGAUAUUGUGUAUACUUCUUCGGGAUAUUGUAUGUUGCUGCUCAUGCAGCCAUGCCAUUCGUUGUAUAUAUAUGUCUUGUGCAUACUUAGAUACAGACCCCCUCUGUCGAUCGCGUAGUAUAUAAACAAUUACACUCAUUGAACUACCACAGAGCCUUGAUCAAUCUUGGCCGCAUGAGUACUACACGUGCUUCGACGGGCACAGUGAAUGAAAGCAAUGAAUGAUGAAUAUAUAUAUAUAUAUAUAUAUAUAUAUAUAUAUAU